GAAUUAUGCCAGUUUUCAUCCAGCUCACCCAUCGUUGAAGCGGCGUUGGGACCACCUGGACAAGUCAAGAGUGUCGGAUGGGGUGUGGCUGAGCAGAAAAUCCUUUAAAUGCGCUGGCUGGUAGCCACGGACGACUUCAGAUUCAACGUGGAGUACCAAGUAGCGUUCUAAGUAUAGAUUGAGUCCCUACAAAGAGGGAGUAUUCGAGCUUGCUUAUGUCAAUGUUCCAUCCAUUGGGGAUUCCUGUGCUGCCUGAUGAUUUUAGCGAAGCUGAUAUUGAGAGAGAUCUGGAGGCAGAAGAUCCAGUGGGACGAACCACUACCGGAGGAGAUAGGCAAAGCCUUUGCCGCCUGGCGCAGGGAGAUGGACGCUGUGGGUCAGUUCCGAUGCCCUCGUCACUAUUUUGGGCAUGGAGCAGUUCGGACCAUCAAGUUGCACGUGUUUGUGGAUGCAAGUCAAUCUGCAUUCGCGGCGGUGGCCUAUUGGAGGGUCACGUACGAGGCCGAUGAGAACGUGCACAGUGUGGAUAUCAGCGAGACGGUGUUGUGGACGAACUUAAAAACGGUGCUGAGAUGGAUCGGUAGGACCCACCGCCGGUACAAGCAGUUUGUUGGAAACCGAGUGGCGGAGAUUUUUCAGUCUUCGAAGGUUUUCCAGAACGCAGCGGAUGAUGCGUGGCGGUCGCAGAAUAAGGCGUACCUUAGCCCGGCAUCACAUUGGCUAAGCGGACCCGCAUUAUUGAGGCAGCCAGCGAGCGUGUUCCAGAUGCGCCUGAUGAAGAGGAGAUGCCCAGUGAGUUUGCAUUGGUGGCCGCAAAUGAAUUAGCCAUUCCGUUCCAGAGAUUCUCGAGCUGUACUUGCCUGACGAGGACCACAGCCUGGGUCUUGAGGUUUGCGCGUUGGUGUCGCAAACAGAGAAGCGACCUCGAGGAGUAUGGACUCACUGCAAUGGAGUGUGAGGCCGUGGAGACCCUGUUAGUCAGACAGGCCCAAUUGGAAUAUUUUCUCGACGAGAUAAGGUCGGCGGAAUGCGGAAAGGACGUCGCCAGCUCGAGUGAGAUUCGAGGUCUAGCGCGCUGUGCAUGCUUUACAGUGCGAGGAGGUCCGUUAUACUGUCACACAGGCACAGUCUUACGGAAUCGAUUGUGAGGAUGAAUCCCAGUGCCUGACGACAAGGGCGAUUCAUCUGGAGCUGGCGCAUGACCUGUCGACGAAUUCCUGCAUAAUAUCGAUCAGGAACUUCGUCUGCCGUAGAGGACCAGUAUAUAGACUGCGGAGUGAUAAGGGCAAGAACUUUGUGGGAGCUGACAAACGUGUUCGAGACGGACAGGAUACAGAGUGAGUUGUUCAGCAGAAGCAUUAAAUGGGUUUUCAAUUUCCCAUAGAACCCGUCUGAGGGCGGAGUAUGGGAGGAGAUGACGCAGUGGGUCAAACGAGUGCUGCGCCAUACCCUGAAGGAAGUCGCGCCGAGGGAUCAUGUGUU
Molecule: messenger RNA, 1482 nt
Organism: Drosophila biarmipes
Lineage: Eukaryota; Metazoa; Arthropoda; Insecta; Diptera; Drosophilidae
Exons: 2
Coding region: 256-825 (189 amino acids)
Source: RefSeq, a predicted model, not a curated record